GCCCUUCCUGGAGGUGAGAGGAGGCGGUGCCGGGCCCGGAGCGGGACAGGGUUAGGCCCCGCCAGCGCCACGGGGCGGUCCCCGUAGGCGAGGCGGGCGCCGAGGGCCCGCGGAGGCUGCCGGUCCCCUGCGGGGCGGUACGAGCCGCGCCCCGCGCUACCCCCGCGGCCUACCCGCCGCCCCCGCCCCGGGGGCGGGGCGGGCCAGGCUCAGAAGAGCCGCCCGCGUUUGCCACCUGAGCCGCCUCGUCUCUUUUGCACUCCGGGGCACGAUGGGGUUCGUCCUCUCCAAGUCCAUGAACGACAGCCUGAGGGCUCAGCAGGAGUUUAUGGCGAUGAACUCGCGGCUUCAGCUGGAAAGGCAAUUACUGAUGCAGAACCAGAUGAGAGAGAGACAAACAGCCAUGCAGAUUGCUUGGACUCGGGAAUUUCUCAAAUAUUUUGGGACGUUUUUUGGACUUGCUGCUGUAGGUUUAACAGCUGGAGCAAUAAAAAAGAAGAACCCAGGAGUUUUACUGCCAAUAGUUCCCUUAAGCUUUAUAUUUGCCUAUCAAUAUGAUAUGGGCUAUGGGACACUGUUGCAAAGAAUAAAAGGUGAAGCAGAGAACAUUUUGGACACACAGAGCACUUUGCUAGAAUUGCCGAAAGGACCACUCACUUAUGAAGAGCUGGAGAAAAUCAGAAGAUCUCAGAGCAAGAUCUUCAUAGAAAAAUAGGAAGAUGGGAUUAAAGCUUAACAUCUGAAAUGUGAUUUUAAUAGUGGUUUCAGACAUAAAUGAAUCAUUAAAAUUUUGAGAAAAAUAUGAGCUUUUAUAAAAUCGAAAUACAGUUCAUAAAAAAAACCAAAACUUUCUAAAGCAAUGAUUUUUAUAUUGUGUAUAUCUCUUGACAACACCCAUUGUUGCUGUAGUAUAUUUUCUUGUUUAGAAUUAAAUAUUGAAUUUACACUGUUUAUUUAGAGUCUGAAAAUAACUUUCACCUGUAGUAAAAAUGUCUGGUACUGACCAAACUUACUAUAAUCAACAAAAAUAAGUUAAUUGGUAGUUACAGAUUUGUAUAAAUAUGGUCAUAAUUUUCAAAUAUAUUUAAGGAUGCACAGCUCAAUUUGAAGGCAGGAAUAGACAGUCAACUUCGAAAAAUAAGACACUUUUAAUUUGCUGUUCUUUAGGCAGUAAACUCACCAUCUCUGCUUCAAAUUCUGGAAUAAACAGCUUUUAUCAGAAGUAGGUUCAGAAGCAAACACGUCACUUGCUAACUGUGUGUUUUACUCUUAAGAAAAACUGUAUUAAAGUAUGAGCAGAGAUAAUUUCUCAAAAAGAGAAAACAAAUUAUGUAGCUAUUUCCUGAAUCUUUUUCAUGCUUGUUUGACAUUCUGAAACUCAGGAUAAUUUGUUUACAUGAAAUCAGAGUUUCACUACUAAGAUGAAUAUUAACUUAGGCUAACAGCAAGUAAAAUUAUUAAUGUAUGUUUUUGUAAUUGGUAGAUCCAAGGGGCCUUGCAAGUACUGAAAAACUGAGGGAUUUUUUGCAUGCCUUUACUCUUGCAUGUUAUAUACUGAGAAUAUAAUUUUAGUAUGUUUUAGUAUUCUGAUGUUACACUUGGCAAAAAAAUGCAUCUUUCUGUAUUGGAAAUCUUGUUUAGAACAAGAUUAUUUUGUGUUUUGGAUGGAAAGUCUUCUAGCAUUAGCCUAAUUGCAGAAUGAAAAACAAAUGCUCAAAAAGCAUCCAGUAAUGAAUUAAGCCUAAGUCUGUAUUGACAAUUUGUUGAUUUAAAAAUUAAGUUCUGGCUGGAGAUAAUGCCCUGAAUCUGUUUUUGAAGACGACUUGACUAAAAUCAGAAUAUUGUUACAGUAAGACAAGUGAAUAUGUAAUAAAACAAAAGCUUCUCAAUGUAGAAUAAAUUAAUAGCACAGUUUCCAUAGCUGUGUAAGACUGAUUUCUGAAAGUGCAUUCACUUCCGCAUUCAAUCACUUCUAUAAUUGGUUCUGUCAUUGUGUGUUAAUGAUGAAUACAAUCUAUAACGGAUGUCAAAUGGUAUGCAUUUUAAUGUGCAGAGUGAUAAAAUAGGUUAUAAUAGCUUGGUUUACACUUUGGCUGUUUAGGAUUUAAGGCAUUGAUUUUAAUUGGCUUGGAAGGCGUGCCUCAACUCAGCCUAUGGUGCUACCCAUAUUCUGUGAGCUCACAAAAUGCAGCCCAAGACCACCUCAUAUUUUCUGCCUGUCCUGUAACGGAAUCCCUCACCACUUGCUGCUAUAUUAUGUACUACACUUAGGACAUAUAUAUCCCUGCUUACCUGUUUUGCUUUGAGUAACAGGUCAUCUGUUAUUCAUCUGCUCCCUUUCCUCUAAGUUCUGAAGUCCACCUUGCUUUAAUUUUGAAGAAGUUAUAAUAGCUUUUUAUGUUUUGACCUCUGUCAUAUAUUCAUCCUCUUUCUUCUGAGAAAGAAAAACAAUUAAACCAGCUUGUUUUGGCAUUUGUGUGUCUCCACCUGUGCCUUUUAACCCACCUUUUAAAAAUAUGAAAGCCAUUUUGGCAAGUGAGCAGUUUUACUUACAAAUCCUAGAAAAUUAGGAAAUACCCUAAUCCUGUCCACUGUUAAUUAGGAAUGAAUAUCUGUGUGUUUGCAAUAGAUUGCUGGUUAUGGUGCUGGAUCAAAAGGCGGUGUUAAAGCAAGCAAGCAGGCUAAGCAAAAUAAUGACCCUAACAGCAGUUUUAGAAGAUAAUAGGAUAGCAAUUUAUUGCUUCAUCCUAGCUAGAUUUGAAUUUUUUUUUUCUCCCAAAGGUUAAGCUUAGAUCAAUAAUGUUAAUCCACACUAAAGACCCCACGCUAAAAAGUGACAACAGCGGGGCAAGUAUGAUUCAGUGUUACAAAGUGAGUAAAUUUCACCAAGUAAUUGUUGAAAAUUACCAAAUUUAUAAGGGAAAAGCGACAGGCUCUAAGCAGGACAGUCUAAUGCCAAACCCAGAAAUUUAUUUAAAUGGGCAACAUAGAAUGUGCCAAAGAUUGUCAAGAAGUUAAGGGUUAGUCACCUUUACUGCCUUUAUUUUUUUACUAUUGGCUUUGCUUUUUUUGUGAUAAAUAUAUACUUCUGUUUUGAAGACGCUCAUUCUUUGUUAUGGAUUAUUUACUCUACUGCCAGUGCGUUAAUCAAAAUUCUUGCAUGUGCCAAGCCUGGUCAUAUCUGUCACAUAGAUAUGCAGCUACAGAGCAGUUGAACUGUAUUAUUUCCUUCUGAGAGCAAUGAAAGAAAGCAGGAAAGCUUACCUUUGACAGGGUCUACUUCAGGGAAAUAGAUGUUUACAGCACAAGUUGCCCGUAAUCAUCAUACCCGUUGUACUCAUAGAAAUAAAUAAAUAAAACACCUAAAAUAUCCUGCUCUCUUCUGUCAUUGGCGCUCAGCUGGCUUCAGCUGUAAGACUUACUUUAAUAUAUUACAGUAACUGUCUUUGUUUUUCAUGAAUCACUGGGGAAGAGAAGGAGAAUAACUGCAGGGGGAGCUUGUUCUGACCUGAGGGCACUAUUCUUGCCACCUUAAUCCUGUUGGUUUUUUCUGGUCAUAAGGUCUGAUAGUCAUGCAUCCUGAAUCAGUGUCACUCAGAACAGGAUUCUUCCGGGAAAGUGAGAAGUCAGUCAUGAUUAGGAUGUCAAAAUUAAACUCUUUGUGUUCUCAUUAUGGAUAUGUCGUCUUUAGAAUCCAAGGAAGUGCACGCAGAUUGCGAGCCAUGACUGCCCCACACUUCUCUUGUUAAUCAGGUUUUGAGAGGAUACAUGAGUAUUGUUGAGAAACAAGUGAAGUUACUUUGGGGGGGCAGGGCAGACAGUUUGGGCCUUUUCCUUUGUUCCUUGGAUGAAUGAUUUAGCUCUUCUUAACCUUUUUCAUGGUAGGGAAAGUUAAUUCUUGACAGCCCUUUCCUAAAUGUUUUGAAGUUAUUUUAUGACUCCAUAUCACUGCUUUUAAAAGAAGAAGGGGAGGGUCCACUUAUGUGGACAUGCCCAAACGAGAUAGUUUCUGCAUUAUUAUUUAAUUGCUUUAUCAGUCUUGGAAUUAAUUAUAUCAUAGAAUCAUAGAAUGGUUUGGGUUGGAAGGGACCUUAAAGAUCAUCUAGUUCCAACCCCCCUGCCCUGGGCAGGGACAUCUUCCACUAGACCAGGCUGCUCAAAGCGCCAUACAGUCUGGUCUUGAACACUUCCAGGGAUGAGGCAUCGACAGCUUCCCUGGGCAACCUGUUCCAGUGCCUCACCACCCUCACAGUAAAGAAUUUCUUCCUGAUAUCCAAUCUAAAUCUACCCCCUUUCAGUCUGAGGCCGUCACCCUGUGUCCUAUCAUUACGCUCCUUGAUGAAGAGUCCCUCCCCAUCCUUCCUGUAGCCCCGUUUAGGUACUGGAAGGACAUUAUAAGGUCUCCGUGGAGCCUUCUCUUCUCAGGCUGAGAAUAUAAAAAUGCUUGGAUUUCUUCAUUUUUUAACUAUUUUAACUAUUGGCUUUCUAAAACUCAUGAUCAUCUUCUGAUGAAGCCCUACGUGAGGUAGCUGGAUACCAGUGGUACUUAUUCACCAAUCACAUGCAUGCAGUGGUAUUCCACAUUUCUUGCAGAACCCUGUCUACUAAUAAGGAAACUUAAGAAAUAUUUUAAAUUCACAUUUGGGCAACUUUCAAAGACUAAGUAGUUCUUGCAGCAGUGAAUUGCAUGAAUUUGAAAUGAAGUCUCUGAAAAAAAACUAAUGAAGCCUGUGUAUUUCCGUCCUACUUCUGAUCUUCUGAGCAGAUUGUCUGACAUUUAUCAUGUGAAUAAGCCUUUCAUUCAAGGUAUUCAAGGCUAUCAAGGUAAUGUUAAAAGCUGUCGUCUUUAUUUAGCCACCUGUUUUCGUUAAACCUCCUCUGCCUUCUAUAAACUUUGAUUGCUAUUGGCCAACAGAACCAAAAUUUAUUGCAAGGGAGGGAAACGGUACAAUCAUCUUUACCUUAUUUUCAGAAACUAAAAAAUACAAAAUACUUGCAUUGAGACAAGUACACUGGAUAUACCUAUUUUGCAAGAGCCUACAGAUCACAAAUGGAAUUUUAUUUCUUUUGCUGUUGUCUGUUCUUCUUUAUUAUACAAACAGUAAGAAGGUGAAUAGUUACUUCAGAUUGAUUGUACUUAAAUUAUUUAUUUUCUUCUGUAUGUAUUGUUUUGAAUAGAAGUAGUUUUUCUAACUAUGAUGAACAGAUAAACAAACCUUGCCUCUGACCUGAUUUAAAUUCAUGCCAGAUUACUAAGACGUUGACAGUUAGGCUUUUCUGUAUGAAGUCCUGUAUGAUUUAAAGUUAUAUGACUAACAUAGUAGGUUUCUUUAUAACCUACCAUUCAUAUCACAGCAGAAGUAGUCAAAAGGCAAUACUGCUAAAAUGUCUGGAGGAAAAAUACUCAGUGUACACCCUACUAGUAAAACUGCAUUGAGCAUAGUAACAUUAAGCAAUGUCAAGCUACUGCCAGCUCAUUCAGAUAUGAUCCUUAAUAAAACUC
Molecule: messenger RNA, 5503 nt
Organism: Chroicocephalus ridibundus (black-headed gull)
Lineage: Eukaryota; Metazoa; Chordata; Aves; Charadriiformes; Laridae
Gene: PLGRKT
Product: plasminogen receptor with a C-terminal lysine
Exons: 4
Coding region: 272-715 (147 amino acids)
Biological process (GO): positive regulation of plasminogen activation
Cellular component (GO): plasma membrane
Source: RefSeq, a predicted model, not a curated record